Molecule: messenger RNA, 657 nt
Organism: Ostrinia nubilalis (European corn borer)
Lineage: Eukaryota; Metazoa; Arthropoda; Insecta; Lepidoptera; Crambidae
Gene: ND-PDSW
Product: NADH dehydrogenase [ubiquinone] 1 beta subcomplex subunit 10
Exons: 4
Coding region: 87-563 (158 amino acids)
Source: RefSeq, a predicted model, not a curated record
UCAAAAUUGACAGCUGUCUCUGAGCAAAAAGAGACCACCACUUUUGCGAAGAAUUUUAGUGGAUUUAUUUAUUUUAGAAUCAUAAAAUGGUAAAAGAAAAUGAACCCGAUGAUAACCUAUUUAGAGCGUUUGCAAGCGCUGUUUAUAACACCAUUGAUUCGCCUGUAACAUGGUUCCGAGAGAGGAUAGUGGAGCCGAACCAGAAGAAAUAUCCCUGGUAUCACAAGCAGUACCGCCGUGUGCCAACAAUCGACCAGUGCUACACCGACGAUGUCGUAUGUGACUUCGAGGCCAAUGCUCAGUUCAAACGUGAUAGAGCUGUUGAUUCUGAAAUUCUUGGCAUUAUACGUCAGCGCUUUGAAGAUUGUAUGUUGUAUGAGACCCCCGACCAGAACACAGUUUGCAAACCUCUGUGGGAAAAAUACAAGGAUGCCGAAGAAGCUUGGUUUAUUAAAUACGGUGACCUAGGAGCCUAUGGUGAUGCGCGUAAGGCAUACAUGAAGCAGAAACACCGCAUGAUCUGGGAGAGACGCCACAGCCCACUGUCCGACCAAACGAAGUGAAGUAUCUAAAUUGAAUACAGCUGAUGUAACUUGUUCAAUACCUAACACAUAAGUAGAUGUUGUCAUUUACCAUAAAAUAAAUACAGUUUAGAGA